Canariomyces notabilis is the source of this 1272-nucleotide messenger RNA. RefSeq names its product alpha/beta-hydrolase. NCBI's taxonomy places the organism in Eukaryota, Fungi, Ascomycota, Sordariomycetes, Sordariales, Chaetomiaceae. The coding region runs from base 4 to 1272 and encodes 422 amino acids. The record is from RefSeq and is a predicted model, not a curated record. The transcript is spliced from 4 exons.
AGCAUGGAGGAGCGUAAGGAAUUUCACAUUGGAGAGUCCCUGUAUAAGCGGGCAGUACACCAUGAGUCGUUCGAACAGCUAUGGGAAACUAAGUGGAAGGCACCAUGCAAGAUGGGUGUCUACCCGUUCAUGUUUGGCUGCAUCCAGGACUUUGAACCCGUGGUGCAGGCCAUCGUCGAGAAGGGGUUGAAGGAACCGUACGAUUGGGAUGAAUACGCCCAGAUGUUCUUCCCCAAGGCGGAGGAGCUAGCUGCCAUUGCGGAAGCAGCUGAAAAGGAUGGCCAGAGAGAAAAGGCGUCCGAGUAUUACCUACGCAGCUCAGCUGUCUACCGCAUAGCCCGCUUCCCCAUCCCCCGGUCAGAGAAACAGCGCCUUGCCUGGACCAGAGGCAAAGAAGUCUUUUACAAAGGAGCCGCCCUCCUCCCAAACCCCAUCCACGAAGUCCUCAUCCCACACACACACGCCCUCCCACCCCUCGAAUCCCUCACCUCCACAAUCCCCAUCAACCUCCACAUACCGCCCUCCGCCUCCCCCUCCAACCCAGCACCCCUGCUGCUAAUCCUCACCGGACUCGACGGGUACCGCACCGAGUUGGCAGUCUGGCAGCCCGGGUUCAGCGCAAAGGGCGUCGCCACCGCCGUCGUCGAGAUCCCGGGAACAGGCGACAGCCCGGCCGCAGCCAACGACCCUUCUUCCCCUGACCGGCUGUGGUCCUCGGUCCUCGACUGGGUGGCAAACACCCAGCCGGCGAUUGACAAGCGGCGGAUCGUGGUCUGGGGGUUCAGCACGGGCGGAUAUUAUGCCCUGCGCAUGGCGCAUACCCAUGCCAAUCGGCUGCUGGGGGCUGUGAGUUUGGGAGGAGGCGCGGAUCGCAUGUUCGAUCCGGCGUGGCUGGAGCGGGUUGAUCAGUUGGAGUAUCCGUUUGAUUUGAGGGGAGCGUUGGCGGAGAAGUUUGGGUACUCUGGGAAUUUGGAGGGGUUUAUGCGGGAGGCGAGGGAUAAGUUCUCGCUUGUGAGGGACGGGACACUGCAAAAGGAGUGCUGCAAGGUGUUGUUGGUGAAUGGGGAGGGGGAUGAGAUCUUUCCGAUUGAGGAUUUGUGGGCUGCUCUUGAGUAUGGGAUGCCCAAGGCGGCGAGGGUAGUGAAGUGUACGAAGCAUAUGGGUGAGCCCGAGAGCUUUGUGGUUGUGUUGAGGUGGAUAUAUGAGCUGCUUGGGCUGGAGGGGGAUGUUGGCGAUCUGUUGAGGACGUUGCCGAGCAGGAUGAAGUAUUAG